This is a messenger RNA of Eucalyptus grandis, 1715 nucleotides long. RefSeq lists its product as uncharacterized. Gene Ontology annotation, biological process: protein peptidyl-prolyl isomerization. Gene Ontology annotation, molecular function: peptidyl-prolyl cis-trans isomerase activity. The record is from RefSeq and is a predicted model, not a curated record. Lineage: Eukaryota; Viridiplantae; Streptophyta; Magnoliopsida; Myrtales; Myrtaceae.
AAAGCAUUCUUCCUUGUCUCCUGCGCAAGGAAGCCUUAAAGCAAUACUGACAAAAAAGAAAGAUCCUAAAUGAAGCUCCGUACUUCUUUAAAGCCCCCAGCUUUGCCUGAUGGCUGAUGAUAGACAUGCGAUCUGGACCCUACCAAAGCCUAAUUCGUCGUCUUCUUCUCGUAGCAUCAUACAGACUCUGUUCCUCCAUGACGUCGGCCGUUGACUUUACCAUCGAUGACUUAUCCUCCUCAAUUUCACCAUUCCCGCAAUAAAGAAACGACCCGCCACCUCCACUUCCUCAAGAUCCCAUCUCAUCCGGUCAACGCCCGCUCAAGUCUGAAUCUUGGGAUCAGGGUUCCGCUCCGCAGCUCCUAACUUCAAAUGGGUCGCAAGCAGAACGACGCGGAGCCCGGCCGAUACGCCACCCUGAUCCUGCUCCUGAUCGGGGUCAUCUCCUGCACCCUGGUCUACACUCUGGCGACCGUCGCGUUUGGGUCCGGCGGGGGCAAUUUGGGGUUCGGUUCUCUGAAGCUGAUCGACGGGGUCGGGUCGGGCGACAAUGCGGAGGGGGAAUUCGGGGUCGAGAGCGGAGAGUGUUGCAGGGUCGAUAAUUUGGAGCUCUGGGGGCCGGCGGUGAAGUGGGGCACCGAUUUCAAGUUCAAUUCUUCGGUGGGGUGUUGCAGGGCUUGCAAGGCGAUGUGCAGCGGGAACGACGGGCCGUGCUUGUGCGAUACGUGGGUGUAUUGCGGUAACAAGGAAGCGUGCGGGUCGAAAUUCGGUGAGUGCUGGUUGAAGAAACAGAAGGAUUCCUUGGCUCCUGAUCGUCAGGAGGCGGGUCAAACAGUUAUCUGGACCUCUGGCCUUGUAUACGGGAAAGGAGAGGGUAUAAUUGGCUUGGAAACAGAAUACGGUACCAUGCAUAUUAAGCUUUAUCCUGAUUGUGCCCCAUACUCAGUUUCUUAUAUCCUUGAGUUGAUGGCAUUGCGGCACUGUGCCGGUUGCCAAUUCCAUCGCGCGGAAGGUAGAGGGCAGUUCUGGGAUUCACAAGGCAGUCACGUCCCAAAUGCCCCGUUUGGCCCUCCAUUUGCACUGAUUCAAGGAACCCUAGAAGCUCAGGGAACUCUAUUUCGGAAGGCCCCGAAAGAAGCAUGUCCGACCAUAAAGAGGGGAACCAUCGCAUGGGUUGGGUCGGGGCCCGAGUUCUUUAUAAGCUUGGCGAAUCACGAAGAGUGGCGAAGGGAUUACACAGCUUUCGGCUCUGUCCUACCUGAAGACAUGAGCAUCGCGGAGAGAAUCGCUCAGCUUCCGACUAAAUCGGAGGUUUGGAACAACGUCAAUGUGUCCGUGCUGGAGAAACCGGUCCCUCUGGUCCUGCAAAGGAUCAAGACGAGCAACGGCGACGCCAAGGGGGAAAGUUGAAUCGAGUUGAAGUCGGACACGGUAGAAACGACCGUGUAUCUCCGGUGGUUGCCGCCUUUGGGGGUCGACAAGUUCCUUCUUACAGUGUGGAAUUGUACUCAAUUUUUGAUGUCCUGGUUGGAGAAAUAACGAAGCCUUAUGCUCUCUCUCUCUUAGAACGCCACGGCAGUUUUGCCAGUAUCUAUUCCGCUUAUUCUCCGUAAAGUUUUACGAUGUAUAUACAUCAUGAAAUUUUUACCAAUCUUGCUUGUAGUCACCAAAUCGGCUUUAUUCUAAUCAUCGAUCAUCUAUCAUGUUUGGCCAAA